CAAGAAAAUGGCCUCCUAUCACUGUCUAAAGGGAGCCCCCACCCCCAACUCCUCCUGUUCCCCAAAGGAGAGGGGGCACAAUGGAGAAAUCAGUUCUAGUUCAUGCUCAGUGGGGUAACUUAAGGGGAAAGGGCAGCCAGGAAGCCAAUUUCCUGUACUGGCUUGAAAGUACAUUGAAAAACAGAACGUAAAUGCUUCAGUAUGGAGUUGAUUCUACUGCUUUUGGGACUGGGAAGGGUUAAUGGCCAAAGGCCAAAUGCUGGGUGUUCGUCUCUUCUUGUGUAGAUAGAGAGGCCAGCAGAGGGAAGCCGAGAAGCUGCAGAGAGUGCACCAUGGCGGAAUUCACUGCAAGAGACAUUUACCAGGCAGAGUUUGAUCCCAGAGCCUAUCUGGAGUAUUUCAAUUUUGGAGGAGGCACCUUGGGUGAUGAAGCCAUUGAAUUUUACCUGGGACACUUUUGCAAGACCUUUGCUUCAGGGCGCCUGAAAGGCGACACGCUGGUUGACCUGGGCAGUGGCCCCACCAUUCACCAGUUCCUCUCCGCCUGCGAGUCCUUUGGCAGCAUCGUAGCCUCAGAGCCUGUUGAUCGAAACCGCCAGGAAAUAGAGAAGUGGCUAAAGAACAAACCGGGAGCUUUUGACUGGACCCCAAUUGUGAAGUAUGUCUGUGAGCUGGAAGGAAACAGGCUGGGAGACACCAUGGAGGGGAACUUCAUUGGGAAAGAGGAUUACAAGCAGCAUUUUGCUCCCAAAGACUACAUCAAAACCUACUACUCUCUUAGCAAUGACUGCCACGCAGAAAACACCAUUUUAACUUUCUCUCUGAAAAACCUCCAUAGGGCCUUCAUUUCAGGUGGCAUUAAAGGAGACACCCUGAUUGAUAUCGGAAGUGGACCCACCAUCUACCAGUUCCUCUCUGCCUGCGAGUCCUUCCGAGAAAUCAUUGCUACGGAUUAUACUGACCAGAACCGGGAGGAGCUGCAGCGGUGGCUGAGGAAGGAGCCGGGAGCUUUCGACUGGUCCUCGGUGGUGAAAUAUGCAUGUGAGCUGGAGGGGGACAGGGAGAAAUGGAUUGAAAAGGAAGAGAAGGUCAGAAGGACCAUCAAGCAAGUCCUCAAAUGUGACGUGACCCAAGCCAAUCCUCUUGCUCCCUUGGAGUUGCCUCCUGCCGAUUGUGUCCUUUCUCUCCUCUGCCUGGAAUCAGCUUGUGAAGAUCUGCCAACCUACUGCUCAGCGCUAAAGAACAUCAGUUCUCUCGUGAAGCCAGGAGGGCAUCUCCUCUUAGUGACAUGUCUUAAAGGAAACUUCUAUAUGGUUGGCCAGAAUUGCUUCUUCUGCCUCUAUCUGGAGCAAGAAACUGUUGAUGAUGCUGUGAGAGGGGCUGGCUUUGAUAUUGUUUGGUCUGAGCUGAACCAAGUGAGUUAUUCACUGGAUGUGUCCAACAAUCGAGGCACGUAUGUCCUGGUAGCCCAAAAACGGCAAUGAAAUGAAGGACCCUGCGUAGCAAAGGAAAAGGAAACAAAAACGAGACCAUUCCAUUGAACGAUUCUGGUGUGUUAGAAAAUGAACAGGAUCAAAGAUAUUCAAUUGCAUUUAAGUAUAAACUGGAUCAGGAGGAAAAAUGAGUGUAGGGUAUUAUUUCUGAAAAGGGGCUGCAAAAUUUAAUAGAAGAUUUUUUUUCUUUUCUUCUGCUCCCUCUCAGAUUGAAUUAAUAAAACAUGAAUAAUUCUAAAUGGCUGUUAGUAAAUGUGAAUGGACUAACAAGUCCUAUGAAAAGAGAAAAAAAGAGUGACACUUAAGAAAAACAACAGGAUUUCUGUCCAGAGACACCUUAGAGACCAAAAAGAUUUCGAGAUUUAGAACUGACUUGGGAGCUUACACUCUGAAAAUCUUGGUCUCUAAGGCACCUGCUAUACUUUCUGGGAGAAAAUUCUCUGUAAAAUUGGCCGUACGCAAUUAUAUCAAAAGUUUCUUGUCAAUGCUGUUGCUGUUUUUGGACAUGGAAUUGCUGUUGCUUCAGAAAUACUCCAGCGGCCUGCUUUCUAUAAUUCCUGGUGGUUAUACCAUAUUUUGAUGUAGUGGUUAAGAGCACGGGACUCUAAUCUGGAGAGCUAGGUUUGAUUCCCCACUCCUCUACUUGAAGCCAGCUGGGUGACCUUGGCUCAGUCACAGCUCUCUCAGAGCUCUCCCAGCCCCAACCCACCUCACAGGGAGAUUAUUAUUGCAGGGAUAAUAAUACCAUUCUUUGUAAACCGCUCUGAGUGGGCAUUAAGUUGUCUUGAAGGGUGAUUGUUGUUGUUAAUCAUGGGCUCAUCAGAGGAUGAACUACUGAAAAAUUUGAGGAAGUCCAUCACUAUGUCAAUCAUUUGGCUGUUAGAAUUUAAAAAGAGAACUGUGAAAUUGGAAUUCUCAGUGUUACUUUCUCGGGUUCCUCAAUUCAUGCAGGAUCCUGGCUUGUGUCUCAACAGGUUAUGAAAGGUAUUUCCAGUUGAGAUAGCCCAGGGAAUCCAAACCGCUCACAACCUGUCAACAUGAACCAUCUGCCCAUAAAAGGGUGCUUAUUUAGGGCGUUCAUUGUUAUUCCACAAUGCAGUCAUCAAAUCAUCUUGAGCACAUUGCAUCAAAAAAUCCAAGGAAUUACUUGCAUGAUCUGGUUUCUCUUCAGAUCGCAUAAAUCUAUCACAUGAAAGCAGUGAUGAAGACUGUCUAGUGGCCUGAAAUUGGCACAGGCAUUGCAAAGACUGUACAUGAAUGAACCACCGUUACCCGAAUUGGCUCCUGUGUCAGGCCAGAAAAGUGAAAAACAUCCCCCACAGGCAUCAAACUAGAACAUGUGUCCCAAGACAAAAAGGGAUCAUUUGAGGGUGUUGUACACAGAGUUCCAGACUAGCACAACAAAUCAGCAAGGGACAGAAAGAUGGAAAGGAGACAGAUAACUUUAUUACCCUCUCCAGAAUGCAGACUGCAAAAUGCGGAAGUGAAACAUUAGUAACCAGGACUGAGAUACAGAACCAUUCAAAUGGUAACAACGUGGAGCAAUUUACUUGUGACAAUCCAGUAAAACCAUUCACAUCUGCAUAAUCCCUGUGUCCAGUUGUAUUUGUGCCCAGUUAAAGUUAUCUUUAACACAAAAUAUGUUCCUCUCAUGUGGCUAGUCCAGAGUAACCAACCCUCCCCCCAAAAAGAUAGGUGAUGGAUUGCCCAAAAAGAGCACCAAAGGGGGGGGGGGGGAGCGACCUGCUGAGAUGGCAGACGCUUGAGUGAGGUGCUCCCAAGCCCCUACUCCCUCCAGUGCUAAAAACACCAUCUUAAAACAAUUGAAACCCUUCAACUAGCAAAGGCAAGUCAUGUUUGAAAAAUCCUGGGUCUCUAAAGCCUCCCAUUCUGCCUGUACCUUGGCAGCCUCAGCCUCUCUCGCCAGCUGUAGCUUGGCAGCCUGUCUCCUCAGGUUUUCUUCAUUCAUGGCAAACUCAGCCCUCUUGGCCACAGCAGCAGCUUCAGCUCCUGCCUUGAUGUUCUCCAAAGCUAACGCAGCUGCCUCAGACUGGUAAGAAGAACGGCUGAUGCAUGACAAGGCUGACUUACUAAGUUUGGCUAAAGAAGCUAUGGAAGGACAGCUGGACGAGUGGCAGAUUGGCACCUUAUGGGAGGAAUGACCUGAGAAAGAACCCUUUAAGGCUGUUCUACUUGUUGAACACCAGUCGAAGGAGGCAGAACAUGGGGCUCACCAUCAACUGAGUCAAGGCGUUUUGAUUCUUCUUCCUUGAUGUGCUCCUCCAGGUCUACCAGGGUGGUCUUGAUGAGUUUCUCCCAUGCUCUGGUCACCUCCUGAAGGUGCUGCUUUUUCUCCAAUCCCUCAUCCAUGUCCAGCUAAUUCAGGAUGCCAAUGAUGCCGUCAUCAUGUGCUUUCCACUUUUGAAACCGGUUUGCUAGGUGAAUCCAUGUGCUAGGUGAGUCCACAUUAUCUAACACUGCUACAUCAGUGAUGGCGUCCAGAUGUCUCUGUAUCUUAAUCUAAGCUUUCUCUGACUUCUGAUGUACUUCUGAUGUCCUUGAGGACAAAUAUUCAUGCACCUUGGGAGACAGAGUCUUUCCCUGAUCCCAUAUCUGAAGCAUGGAUCCCACCUCCGUACCAACAGUUAAUGCCAAAAUGGAUGGGUUGCCAAAUGAGCCUUGUGCCUUCUGACUAGGGUUCGCAACGACAUUGGGGUCUUAUUGAGUUUCCUGAGGAAUCUUCCAUGGUGGUUCGCUUUUUGGUUGCAAAAUUAUUAAGAGACUGCCAUGCUAGUUCAGGAUCCACUGGACCUCCGUUUUGUACCCUGUUGAUGUACACGGGCCAGUAUCCUGCAUGAGU
Molecule: messenger RNA, 4353 nt
Organism: Eublepharis macularius
Lineage: Eukaryota; Metazoa; Chordata; Lepidosauria; Squamata; Eublepharidae
Product: nicotinamide N-methyltransferase-like
Exons: 5
Coding region: 333-1484 (383 amino acids)
Cellular component (GO): cytosol
Molecular function (GO): N-methyltransferase activity
Source: RefSeq, a predicted model, not a curated record